UCGUGCUUUGAACAUACUCUGAUCUGCAGUACCUGGGGAUGCUUGCAUAUCAAUAUGAGUAUGAUGGCCCUGUUGUCAUUGAAAAAAGAUAUAGGGCUUAUGGCGGGUGUGACCUGUCAAUAGUGGAUGCUCACUCCUCCUAGGCACCUGAUUUCAUCUCUGGUAUAUCCAGGGGUCCGUGUUUGCCCAUCUCUAUUUUGUAUUCCAUAUAGAAGUUAUGAGAUUGAUCACUGUUUGUUAUAUUCGCCUUUCCUUACGUGUAUAGAUUCUCAUUCUUAGUAUAACCAAGAAAAGUAUCACCCUGAAAUGACCAUGAUCAAACAAAUAACAGAUAAUUAUACCGUGUUUGAACUUUUACUGUCUGUAAAAAUUGAUACAUCACUAUGCAUUUAAAAUUCUCAUAACAAAUCAGGAAAAAGGAAAACAGUUUUCAAUGUCACAAGAUGACACUUAGCAUUUUCCUAGCCCAGAUAUUUAUUGAAAUAGAUAUCAUAGUGUACGUAAAUACCUCUGUAGUUAUCUAGCUUUAUCUACUGCGCAGCAUGAAAACGAAACACCCAACAUAUUUUGAAGUAGUUUUAUCUGCCAAUUUUAUGACGUUAAGAUCAGAAGAUGCAGAGAACGUUGGAAACAAAAACAUGAGUAUUACUCCAGCUAUCUUGAAAUUUACUGAAGUUUCCGACGUUUAGAAAGCCUGUAGCGUUUUCUAAUGUGAAAAUGAAUUUUACAGGUUAUAUUUUCAUCUACUGUUUAGUUGUAACAAUAGUAUUCGGGAAAGUGAUACCAAACGUGAAUAGCAUGAGCAGUUUGACAGAAAAUUCAUUUCAAAAGGAUAAAUUACUUAAAGAUGCCCUCGAUCAGCUAUAUAAAGAGACAAUGAUUCGGCUUGAAAUAGAAAAAAAAAUACGAAUCUUGGAGAGCGAAGUUUUGAAGCUUAAAGCAGAUGAUAGGAAGAUAUAUGUGAACCAAGCCGAUGGAAAAAACGAAUCGCAAGCAAUAGCCAUGCCAAGUUCCGGAUUUUAUGCAUACGGGUCACGUGACCUUGCCAACCCUGGUGGGGAUCACACAAUUGUUUAUGACGUGGUAAAAUCAAAUUUUGACAACGCAUACAACCAGUACACGGUUUUAUCAGCCAUGGUCAUCGAUGGAAAGUCAAUAACAAUUAAAAAUGCUACUAUGAAAGGCAUAUUAACCGAGAGAUUUUCAAAAGAGAAACUACAGAAAGAUGUUUUGCAUCAGCUCUAUCAGGAAACAAUGCUUCGGUUUCAGAUAGAGAAAAAGGUAGAAAGUCUCAAACAGAGAGUGUCAAAAUUGGAAGGUAGAACUGAGAAAACAAAAGAUGAAGUUAAAAACAAAUUAAAGAAUGGGUACGGAUUCUAUGCCUAUGUUUCACGUGAUCUUGGUAAUCCUGGUGGCGGUCACACAAUGGUGUACGACAAGAUGAGGACGAAUUUUGAGAACGGAUACAACACACAUACAGGAAUUUUCACUGCCCCAAGAGCUGGCCUUUAUUCCUUCACUUGGGUAACACGUGUUGAGUGCAACAAUGCAUACACGAGCGAACUUCGGGUCAACAACGAAGUUGUGGGAAGCACGUAUGCGUAUUGUGGUUAUAAUACCGUAACAGGGAACGUGGUUGUUAAGGUCAACAAAGGCGAUAGUGUUUUCGUCCGCACUCUUUCAGGAAAAGGGAAUAUCAAAAGCAACCAGAAUGGGAGAUCCUCAUUUUCUGGAUUUCUGAUCAAAUGAAAUACAAGUUUUCAUGAUAAUAUCCUUUGUUAUAUAUCAAAAUCGUUUUAAAAAAGAUUAAAGUGUUGGUUGUUGAAUCAAAAUUACUUAUGUGAUGAAUAUAUAUGAAAUAAGGUAAGAGUAUUAAAGAUAUUGCACAAUC
Ostrea edulis (European flat oyster) is the source of this 1891-nucleotide messenger RNA. Its product is annotated as heavy metal-binding protein HIP-like. Lineage: Eukaryota; Metazoa; Mollusca; Bivalvia; Ostreida; Ostreidae. The record is from RefSeq and is a predicted model, not a curated record. Gene Ontology annotation, molecular function: protein binding. The transcript has 4 exons. The coding region runs from base 718 to 1749 and encodes 343 amino acids.